This is a messenger RNA of Adineta ricciae, 705 nucleotides long. NCBI's taxonomy places the organism in Eukaryota, Metazoa, Rotifera, Eurotatoria, Adinetida, Adinetidae. The record is from the annotation of a GenBank genome assembly.
AUGGCUUCAUCAUCAAUUCAACAUGAGCCUCUCUCCGUGACACAAAUUGAAGAUUUGAUCAAUGAACGAGCUCGUUUUAAACAACGAUCUCAUGAUACGCACAUGGAAACUCAUCAGCCACAAUUAACAGCAGCAGGUGAACUUUCAGAACAAGUUGAUAUUGUUCUUCUCGGUGAUUCGAUGUUCGAAAGAUUUAAAAAUACCGGAAGAUUCACUCAACUCGGUCUAUUGUCUUACCCACGUUUGUUCAAUGCAGGUGUCGGUGGAGACAAGAUUGAGAAUGUUCUCUAUCGUAUCAAAUUAGGAUUGUUAACCAUGUUAAAAGAGAAAAAUCCUAAACUCGUUGUCGUUCAUAUCGGUACGAAUAGUCUUCAAUCCCGAAAACCAUUGCACGGUUUACAAAUCAACAAUUAUGAUUUAUUGUUACAAGCUUUAUUCGUCUUAUUGCCUGUCCAAACAAAGAUUCUCGUUACUGGUCUAUUCACACGCAAAGACGUAGAAGAAAAAUAUGUUUCUCAAUCAAAUCAAGCGAUAAAACAGCUUGUUGAUACGAUCAGAUUGCAAGACAACGGUCGUAUUCAUUGGCUGGAGCCACCUGAAGAGGUCAAACUGUAUCAUUUAGUAGACAAUGUACAUUUGACUGAAGAAGGUUACGAACUUUGGGAUGAGAAGCUUUAUUCGAAAAUUCAAGAUUUGUUAAAAUAA